AUGGUGGAAGCACCGCCGAAUCCAGCAAGGUCUGUCUUGCUGGGGGACACCGCAGCCGCAGUGGCGCCGACGACUACCGCAGCAGCGGCGGGAGCGUCGGAGGACGCGUUGAGGGUAUUCGGGGAUAUACAGGCAUCGCUCGGAGGCUUGGAGAGUGCCCUGGGAGCAGUUGGUAUGCAAGCAGCAGAAAUGAAGCAACAGGAGGACGAACAGGAAGAGCAUAUCAAGGACAUUCAGGCACUAUGUCUGGAGGUCCUGGAGAAGGACGUUCUUCAGCAUUUGACUGCCCUCAUCGAGGCCGGAGUCCUCGAAGAUAUCGACAAAUUGGUGCAGGAGCACGUCGCCCAGCUUCUGCCGCAUUAUCUUCCAAGGGAGCUUCAAUUGGAGCUUCGAGAGCAGCAGGCAGAGCUGGAACGUCUGGAGAAGCAGCUCCAUGAUUCCGAGCACGUUCAUUCUAUUCACAACGCCAAGGGAAAAUCAGCGAGGGAUUCCCGAGACCUGAGCCACAUGUUCGCUCUCACUUCGAGUGCUGCAGAAGUCCUCGUACGCGAGUAUGGUUUGGGCGAACCGAGCCCUGUCCGUGAAAAAAAUAUCAAUGUAUUCAUGCGCCACUGCGGGGUGCAGUAUCACUGGUCUUCACAGGGGUUGGAGAACAGGCUGUACCCAGGAAGCUUAGUAGUAGCAUUUGUAUGA
Epithele typhae is the source of this 693-nucleotide messenger RNA. RefSeq lists its product as uncharacterized. The transcript is spliced from 9 exons. Lineage: Eukaryota; Fungi; Basidiomycota; Agaricomycetes; Polyporales; Epitheliaceae. Bases 1 to 693 code for a protein of 230 amino acids. The record is from RefSeq and is a predicted model, not a curated record.